UCCUUCCCCUGACAUUCUGGAGCCUGCAUCUCUUCCCCUGCUCUGUCUCCAACAGCCACCUGUCUGACAACCUUCUCACAGCAAAGAGCAGAACAGUGGGAUCUCAGGAAAUCCAAAUCUCAGCCUCUGAGGAAGAAAGACCUGACACCAAAAACAUGAGGCAGUGGGCAGGUGGUUCCUCACAGCCUCCAUUCCAAAGGCUCAUUAAAACCCAGAAUGAGAAGCACCAGCAGAGGAGAGCUGUGGGGCAGAGGGCUCCCCCACCAGAGGAGGAGGACCCCAGGUAAAUGGAGGCCUGGAAAAGUCAGGACCCUGGGGGCAGCAUGGGUCAGAGUCUGGCUCAGGUAUUGCUGAUUUGGCCUCUACAACUCAAAUAUCCUGUUACGACCCAUGAAGGUUGGGCCUGGGACCUGCUCACAGGUCAAGUGCAAGGACUGUGGGGCCUUUGGACGCACUUCAAGGAGCAGAAGAUGCCCCUUGAAGUGUUGGGAUGGAGCACUGGCCCCACAGCCCUUGGGCCCAACGAAGGAGAAGGAGAACCAGACACCAAGGCAGCUUGAGACUCUCCACAACACAGGAAGCUUUAACCAGCCCGAGAGACAGAAGGACCAGGGACACAGGCAAGAAGAGCAGCAGAGGAAGGCUCUGCUCCAGAGAUUUUCUAGGAGACUUUGGGGGAGGCAGCAAUCAAAUUGGAAGGGAGGGACAGAAUCCAGUGCCCAUCUGAGGCAAACCAGCAGGCCACCGCCCAUCCAAAUACCCUGCAAGAGUUCUGUCCUGGGCCCUGUAUUGGAGAGUCAGCCACCUGUCAAGAACACUGAUGAGAGACCCAUCCUCCCUACAGUGCAACCCUUCCAAAGAAAUGAACGGAUUCCUACUCCAUCCCUGUGCCCAUGAAAGGACAGGAAGUAGCCAUCACUGGUACCAGCCAGCCAGCAGUAAGGCAGUCUGGCCAGAACACUGCCUUCCAUGUGAAGGGAGCAGAUGAAAAGUCAGAGGGCAACAAUAGCUGAUCACCAGAAGCUCUGUCUUUGCAGCCGUGUCCUGGCUUGUGAUGGGAGGGCUUGACUGUAGAGUAUGUCAGUGGAAAGCAUUGUGAACAGUUUCCUUGAACUUACUCAUUGUGCACAUUUAUUUUCUUUGCAAACAUGUACUUAAGUUUCAUUUUAAUCCUAAUAAAAGUCUGUCCAUGUUUUAUUGUGUCCAUAGUUUGAGUGUCUAGCUGUUCACAUCCCACUCAAAAUGAUUUCUCUCCUGCAAAGUACAUUUUCUGUGCACUGCUGCUCAAUUUGCCUGACUUGUUACCUCCCGGGUGUCUCAGAUAUUGUCAAUUCAGAACACUCGUUUUGAGCAGUGAAGUACGUGUCACUGCAUUUUCCCUUAUACCAUAAUAAAGUCAUGAAAUCGUU
Molecule: messenger RNA, 1409 nt
Organism: Sciurus carolinensis (gray squirrel)
Lineage: Eukaryota; Metazoa; Chordata; Mammalia; Rodentia; Sciuridae
Product: putative protein FAM90A16P/FAM90A17P
Exons: 5
Coding region: 391-897 (168 amino acids)
Source: RefSeq, a predicted model, not a curated record